UCUGUCUUCGUCUUGACGUUAACGUACUAUGUGCUGCUCGUCGUAAAAUAAAAGUAAAGUUUCAAAAUAAUAUGUUAAUAAAAAUUAACUUAAGUUUAAAUAGUGUACAAAUGUAAAUAUGUUGUCAAGAAAUUUAAGUAAAGUCAUUAGGUAUUCGUUGUACGGUGGUGUUACCGUGGGAAGUGCUGUUGUAGCUUUAAAAUAUCAUGACGCUGAUUACAAUUCCUUUGCUAUAGUGAGGCUCUCGAGAACUGCUUACACAGCUGUUGAUAUCGGUAGGACAUACCAAUCCAUGUUAUAUAGCAAAGAGUGGGAUAAAAGUUCUGAUGAAUACUUGGAGGUUAAAAGCCAGGCUCAUCAAAUUGGGGCAGAGAAACUGCUUAAAUUAUGUAAAGCUAACAAAGGGGUUUACAUAAAGGUUGGUCAACAUGUCGGUGCUCUUGACUAUUUACUGCCCAGUGAAUAUGUAACGACUAUGCGAAUUUUACAUAAAGAUGCGCCCAGAAACACAGUUGAAGAAUUAUAUGAAGUUAUAAAAGAAGAUCUGAAGAAAGAUCCUAAGGAAUUGUUUGAAGAGUUUGAUCUUGAACCUCUUGGAACGGCAUCCCUUGCUCAAGUUCAUAGAGCCAAAUUAAAAGAUGGACCAGAAGUUGCUGUCAAAGUACAACAUCAUUUCGUUAGAAAAAAUACAAAAAUUGACUUGAAAUGGAUGGAAUUUAUCAUUACAACAAUGUCAAAGGUAUUCCCAGACUUCCAAAUGCAAUGGCUUAUUGAAGAGACAAAGAAAAAUAUUGCAAAGGAAUUGGACUUCUUGCAAGAGGGUAGAAACGCUGAAAGGGUUGCCGAAUUAUUUAAAAAUUAUUCAUGGUUAAAGGUUCCUAAAAUAUUUUGGGAUUUUAGUACUGAGAGAGUUUUGGUGAUGGAAUAUGUUACUGGUGGUCAGGUCAAUGAUGUGAAGUAUAUAGAUGAACACAAAAUAAGCAGACCUGACUUGUGUCAAAAGUUAGGUGAUCUGUAUUCACAUAUGAUAUUUGUAACUGGUUUUGUGCACAGCGACCCCCACCCUGGUAAUAUACUCGUGAAAAAGGACCCCAAGGACAAAGAUGUUACAGUAUUCUUAUUGGACCAUGGGUUAUAUGCACAACUUACAGACAAAUUCCGAUACCACUAUUCCAAAUUAUGGCUCUCGAUAAUUGCAAGGGACAAAGAUCAAAUCAGAGAGCAUGCUGAGCAAUUAGGAAUACAGAAAGAAUUGUAUGGACUUUUCGCUUGCAUGGUGACGGGGAGACCAUGGGAUGUCAUAAUGAAAGGCAUAGACAAAACUAAACCAUCAUCUGCAGAGAAAACGACUUUCCAAAACGAGAUACCGAAUUUCCUGCAUCACGUGACGCAAUGCUUGGAACACGUCGACCGGCAAGCGUUGCUGGUGCUGAAGACGAACGACCUCAUCCGCAGUAUAGAGUACGCGCUGGGGAUGCAGGAGCGCAUGUGUGGGUUUAUGGUCAUGACUAAAUGUUGCACAAAGAGCAUUUACCAACACGAGCUUAACAAAGCGGGGUCGCUGGCGAGAAAGCAGCUGCUCAACACGAAAUACGUAUGGUCACUGUUCGUUCUUUACAUUUAUGGAAUUUAUUUAUCACUGAGAACUAGAUUUAAUCUAUAUAGCUAGAAUUUCAUCAAACAAUAUAUAAAUUUGUAUUAUAAUAGUCGCGUCUGAUGGUAACCAAAAAUAUUUAUUGAGCGUAUGAUGCUUUAAGAGUUUUAAGGGAUAUUUUUAUAUGGGUUGCCAGUAAGAAAAUCACAAAAUAAACAAUAUAUAAGUGUGUAUUAUAUUGAAAAAAAAAAUGUGUAAGUAAUAUAUAUGUAUAAAAUGUAUAUUUUUAAUUUACAUAAUAAAUUAUGAUAAGAUCAUGUUAUUUUUAUAAAUUACAAAGGAGAAGAAAUUUGAAAUUGUUUUUUUUUUGUUUUGCACAAAGAUUUUAGCUUUGUUAUUCCUUACAUAGUCAAUACUCUGUCAUGCAUGAUACUAAGAUGUCGCGUUUGCCUGUAAUAAAACUGGCUCACUUUUUUUAAGCCGAAUCACCACAUUACAGUUGUUGGUGGUAGAAUAAAUUAUAUGAUACCCAGAAUAAUAUAUUUAUUAUUAUUAUUUAUACUUUUGCAACCCUAUUUAUUUAAAUAACGAUACAAAGUAAUGUCCUAGUCAGCUGUAUUGAAUCUUACCUCAAAUAUUUCAUACCAAUAGUGCAAUUGUUUAUUUGUAUAUUAUCACGUUACCCUCGAUGGUGCUAGCUCAAUUUUUUAUCGCGUAUAUGAUGUUAUUGUCGCAGCCAACUGGUUGAUAUAGUCGUUUCGUUGAACGCCAUUCAACCAUACGACUAAUAAAGAUCAGUCGAGUGGCUUAACACAAUUUUAUAGCUUAUUUGCUUGCUUAAGUGAUAACUUAUUUGGGUUCAAGCACACAUUCUACCAACCCGUAUUGGAGCAGCGUGGUGGAAUAAGCUCCAAACCUUCUCCUCAAAAGGGAGAGGAGGCCUUAGCCCAGCAGUGGGACAUUCACAGGCUGUUACUGUUACACAUUAACAAAUGUCAGGUGUCAAGAGUGCAUGAAUGGAGUGAAAACAGCGCCAUCUAGUGUCAAUAAAAUUCUAUACAAAUCGCUACAAUAUCUACGCUACCGAAUAAUUAAAAAAAAACUAGCACAAGCUACGCUGUUAUUUAUAUAUACGACUAUCUCAAUCGGCAGUGCUUUUCUGUAAAAUUCACUUCAUUACUCACUCGUGAAAUGUUGACAACCGACUUAUGGUGAUAUACUAUUUUUAUGCGUGAGCUCUUGAAAUAUUAUAAUUACGGUCAAUGUCGCAAAUCACUUACAUUUAACGACUGUUUUCUGUGUUUCUGAGGUGAGUUCCGAGUUUGUAUUUACAGAAUAGCCAUAUAGUUGGCUGCGACAAAUAUUUAGACCAAUUUAGAUUAUAAGAAUUAAUUCGUACAUAUGUUUUAUUUACUUUGUAAGCUUUUCAGUUAAUAUUGUAUAUUCGUAAUAAAAUGUUAUUUUUGG
Molecule: messenger RNA, 3061 nt
Organism: Nymphalis io (European peacock)
Lineage: Eukaryota; Metazoa; Arthropoda; Insecta; Lepidoptera; Nymphalidae
Gene: Adck1
Product: aarF domain-containing kinase 1
Exons: 6
Coding region: 119-1669 (516 amino acids)
Biological process (GO): lipid homeostasis; mitochondrion organization; protein phosphorylation
Cellular component (GO): mitochondrial inner membrane
Molecular function (GO): protein kinase activity; ATP binding
Source: RefSeq, a predicted model, not a curated record